CUUUCAGAAUCAUUUCAAUGUGAAUCCAUCAUCAAUAGUCAAGAUAAUACAUCCUUUAAAUAUUUAAGAUUAUAUGAAUGAUAAGAAAAAAAAAUUAAAAAUUACAAGAAUAGUAAAAGAUUUAUGCUUUGAUGACUCACCCAGAGGAAGUCAGAAAAAAAAAGUAACAUAGUAAAUUAAAUCAUGCUUGAAAUAUAAGUAUAAGAUAAAUAGAUUUCUCACAUUUAAUAAUUUAUAUCAAAGAACAGAUUAUGUUUUAGUAACAUUACAAGAAGAAAGUGGUGUUGAUCAAAUUUUAGAAAAAUGCAAUUUAAAUAAAUGGUAUGGAGUAAUAAUGGAUUAUUUUGGAUGUUGCCAUCAAUUACUCAAUUAUUUUAAUUAUGAUAAAUAAAAAUGGAAAUUUAUAAAUGAUUAACGAGUUUAUAUCAGGAGAGCACCAGAACCAUUAGAUAUAAUAUGGUAAAAUUUUAAUACCAGUCAUUCCGAAAAAAGAUGUAAGAGAUUAAUGGUUUUUAGUUUAAAUUUCUUUGUUGUACUUAUAGGAGCAUUCAUAGUCUAUGGAAUUUCAUAUACUUAGAACCAAGCAUAAAGUAGCAAUACAUUUUAUGUGAAAUAUUUAUUGUCAGGUUUAUGUGCUUUGGCUAUCUUGAUUAUUAAUUAAAUUUUAGAGAUGCUCAUAAAAAUUACAUCAAAAUAUGAGAAACAUACAACUUAUACAAAAGAGACUAGAAGUGUAAUGGUAACUCAAACAAUCAUGCAAUUCCUUAAGACAGCUUUAGUUCCUUUUGGAUUGUUUAUAUUUACUGAUUUUAUUUAGAAUAAUUUAACAGUCAGUCUAUUUUUUAUAUUUUUAGGCAAUUUACAAUUUAAUAAUUUUGCAAAUGUUAGAAAUAUUAGAUCCAUGAUAUGUUAUAA
This is a messenger RNA of Paramecium sonneborni, 915 nucleotides long. The record is from the annotation of a GenBank genome assembly. NCBI's taxonomy places the organism in Eukaryota, Ciliophora, Oligohymenophorea, Peniculida, Parameciidae.